Messenger RNA from Hordeum vulgare subsp. vulgare (domesticated barley), 1926 nucleotides. RefSeq lists its product as uncharacterized. The record is from RefSeq and is a predicted model, not a curated record. Lineage: Eukaryota; Viridiplantae; Streptophyta; Magnoliopsida; Poales; Poaceae. The transcript is spliced from 4 exons. Gene Ontology annotation, molecular function: protein binding. Bases 312 to 1646 code for a protein of 444 amino acids.
AAUUGCAUGGCUGCCCACGAGGCGCGCGGUCCGCGCGCGCGACUGCCGAACGAUUCAGCCGACGCCGCCGGGUGGAAGCAUUUAGCGAAAACAUCUGCUUUUUCGCCUCCCUGAAGCUCAAGAGCGAAAGGAAUAGGCCCAGCGGCCCAGUCUGUUCACACGAGUCCAUAAAUUCAGAAUGCAGAACCGCAGAAACCCCACUCCUCCCACUCGCCACUCCAUGCAGCGGCGGCGCUGCUCCACAACUUCCCCGCAAAUCCCUCGACGGAAACCCUAAUCCGGCGCCGCGACCGCGGCCCAACCCCCUCACGAUGAGCCUCCCUCCGGCGCAGCUCGGCCGCCACUCACCGCCGGCGCUGGACGACGACGCCAUGAGCGAGAUAUUCCUGCGCAUCCCGCCGGACGACCCCAAGAGCCUCGUCCGCGCCGCCGCCGUCUGCGCGAGCUGGCGCCGCAUCCUCUCCGACGCCGCCUUCGCCCGCGGGUACCGCGCCUUCCACGGGGCGCCGCCCAUGCUGGGCUUCCUCCACAACGAGAGCCACGAGAGGUCGUGGGGCAGGGGGAUGCGCAGGCACCACGAGGAGUGUCUGGUCUCCAACUUCGAUUUUUUGUCAAAAAAGACCCCGGCUGCCAUGCCUCAAGCGCUGCAUGCUGCCACGCACAGCUGCAUGCUACCAUGCACAGCAGCCCGCCUGCCGCCUGGAGUGGUGGCGGCAGGUGCCACCUGUUCGGCCGGCCGCCUCGCCGGGUGGCGACGGGACCCAGCUGCCUCGGUCCGUGGCGGCAGACAAAAAUUCUUCAACUUCGUCUCCACAGCGUCCUUCCGCCCGCCGGCGUGCCACGAGCGCCGCGACUGGCCCGUCCUCGACUCCCGGCACGGCCUCGUCCUCUUCCGCACCCCUAAAAGGGACGAGGACUUCGUCGUCUGCGACCUCGUCACAUACGACCGGUGGGGAAUCGUUGCCGAUCCCGAGUGCGCGGAAAUCACCUGGAACUGGGACGGGAAGGAGGGGGAGGAGGGAGUAAGCUGGAAUGCUGCAGUGCUCUGUGCCAAGGAUCCAUGCGACCAUCUCUACUGCCAUGGCGGCCCUUUCCUUGUUGCCAUCGUCGGCUCCAACGAGGGACUGGUGGUCACAUUCGCCUCGGUCUACUCGUCGGCGACUGAGGAGUGGAGCGACAUGAUCUCCCUCGAUGAACCGAAUGUCUUCAUCGAGAUGACCGAGCACAAUGCAGUUGUGGGAAACAAGUCCUACUUCCCCUGUGAGGGGAUCGGUAGUGUCGUGGAGUACGACAUGGGUGAGCAGAAACUGUCGGUGUUAGAUGUAGAUGCCUGGAUAGAUGUGCCGUUUGGCGGACUCCACAUAUGGUCAGUGGAGGUCCGCCCUGAUACAACUACGGCUUUGGCGCGGCGCAGGAUCAUUGAGCUCGCACCAAAGGUCUCUGCUUACGCCUUAUCGGACGUGUCGGUGGUUGGUUUUGCAGAAGGUGUUGGUGUCAUCUUCCUGAAUACAAAGGAUGGGUUGUACACAAUUGACCUCAGAUCAGGCCGAAUCAAGAACAUACACAGAGAGCCAAUCCUUGGAAAAAUCAUGCCAUACAUGAGCUUCUACACUAGAGAAUGGGGGCGGUUGCCGACCUCUGACUAAGAUUCUCGCGCGAUUGUUGGCGCUGCAGCGAUAUAAUCAAAUGGCGUCAAGAUGAUCAGUCUGUUUACUUUUGCUGCCUGGGAAGAAUUUGAAGUGAACUUGGGUGUCUUCUGUUGCUGGUUCUGUUUGGACAGUUUAGUUAGAAUGGAUGCACUUUUGGCAUGUGUGCUUGUGCCAAAACUUGAGUCUGUUCGUCCGAGUUGCGUGUGUCGCGUUGUGUCUGUAACCCCAGUAGGGAUGCUUCACCUAACAAUGUAAGGAAGCAGUACUAGUGCAUGAA